Messenger RNA from Silurus meridionalis, 687 nucleotides. It is a transcript of the gene cetn4, whose product is annotated as centrin 4. The coding region runs from base 155 to 670 and encodes 171 amino acids. Gene Ontology annotation, cellular component: centrosome; centriole. The transcript is spliced from 5 exons. Lineage: Eukaryota; Metazoa; Chordata; Actinopteri; Siluriformes; Siluridae. The record is from RefSeq and is a predicted model, not a curated record. Gene Ontology annotation, molecular function: calcium ion binding. Gene Ontology annotation, biological process: mitotic cell cycle; nucleotide-excision repair; centriole replication.
CCGCUGUCGCUCUAGGAAGGCCACACCCUUUAAAAAGUUGUUUGACACCCUUGCUUACCUAAACAGCGUUACCGAACGUUGUGUAACGGUUGAUUGGUGGUUAGUUACAGUUUGAUUUGUUUCUGCUGCGAAAUUCAUAUACAUCUAUUCGGAGAUGGCAUCUAGCUACAGAAAACCGAGUGCAAGUGCAAUUCAGCGGAAGAAAGCAGCUGCCAAACAGGAAUUGACAGAGGAACAGAAGCAGGAGAUCCGAGAGGCAUUCGAUCUGUUUGACACUGACGGUUCUGGCACUAUUGAUGUUAAAGAGCUAAAAGUUGCUAUGCGUGCUCUUGGUUUUGAGCCAAAGAAGGAGGAAAUCAAGAAGAUGAUUGCUGAUAUUGAUAAAGAAGGCUCCGGCACCAUCGACUUCAAUGACUUUCUGUCCAUGAUGACACAAAAAAUGAGUGAAAAGGAUUCAAAGGAAGAAAUCCUGAAAGCAUUCCGUUUGUUUGAUGAUGAUGGAACUGGCAAGAUUUCCUUCAAAAAUCUCAAGCGAGUUGCAAAGGAGCUUGGUGAAAAUCUGACAGAUGAGGAACUGCAGGAAAUGAUCGACGAGGCAGACAGAGACGGAGAUGGAGAAAUCAAUGAACAGGAGUUCUUGCGGAUAAUGAAGAAGACUAAUCUGUAUUAAACUGUUUUCUGAACUAC